AUGUCAUGGAACGGGAGCACGACUUUGGCCUGGGAGCCAGUCAGCGGGCUCGCGUGGAGGCACAGGCAGGGGUGGGACGGGGAGCUCCGCUUCGGGCGGCAGGGUCGGGAAGGGGCGGCAGCCGCCACGGCCGGUCGCGAAGGUGGCAAGAGGAAGCCCCUGAAGCAGCCCAAGAAGUAGGCCAAGGAGAUGGAUGAGGAAGAUAAGGCAUUCAAGCAGAAACAGAAGGAGGACCAGAAGAUGGAGGAGCUGAAAGCAAAGGCGGCGGGGAAGGGCCCGGUGGCCACAGGUGGAAUUAGGAAAUCUGGGAAAAAGUAAGUCGUUCCU
Molecule: messenger RNA, 327 nt
Organism: Diceros bicornis minor
Lineage: Eukaryota; Metazoa; Chordata; Mammalia; Perissodactyla; Rhinocerotidae
Product: translation machinery-associated protein 7-like
Exons: 1
Source: RefSeq, a predicted model, not a curated record